GUUUAAGCGCACGGACUUCCGAGCUGACGUGCACAGUAUUAGUGCAAGUUGACUUUGUUUGCGUCAUCGCUGACGUGCGACCAGUUUUCUAUAGAAUGACGCUAUCUAGGGUUACAGGGUCACGUGAUAAGACACUAAUGUUGCUUUUCAUAGGAAUGCGUAAGGUACCAUACAAUGCCCACUGUUCAGCUGUCUGUUCCUAAAAUAGCUUAAUUCAUCAACUUGCCCAACCCAAUAAUCAAUACGGAUGUUCUGUACUUAAGCAGGUACCAAAAUGAUCGGCAAGCAAGUUAUAGCUCCACUCUGGCGGUAGACUAAUGGUGAAUAUCGAAUAAUAACUGUUACUGUCACUCAAAUGGAGUCAGUUCACCAGCCAAAAGUCAACCUCUCCUUUUCCAUUGAAAAUAUUUUACGGGACGAUUUCCCUCACCGACAGGGAGCAAACGGCUGCAAUUUUAUAUCACAGCAUGAAUCCAGUUUUGAGCGAUGGUCAAACACAGCUGUUUAUCCGCCAUAUCAUGCAGUUCAUUACAGUCCUGUUAUUGUGAAAAGUCUGCCCAAUAGACCGCAAGGUCAGAUUUUAUUUGAGGAGCAUAACAAGAUGGAUGACUGUUCAAACUGCAAGCACGAAGCAUUACGGCAUGAAAACGACCCCAAAAUAAACAACAGAGAAGUUAAGGAAUUCUUCAACUCGAAAGCGUGCCGUAAUGGGGUUGGCGCUCAAAAACGGAAGCGAAGAAAUCGCAGCCAUUUCACCCAGCAUCAACUGCAGUAUCUGGAGAGGCUGUUUUCCUGCCAAAAGUACCUAACACGGGACGAACGCAUGGUCUUAGCGAGGAGCCUGGAUAUGACUGAACUUCAGAUCAGAAACUGGUUUCAAAACCGGAGAUACUUGAAACGACGUCGAGCCAACGAAAACUCAAAACAGGAUAAACCAGCUGAGAUUCUUCCACGUGUGCUCAGGUUCAAAACUGACAAAGAACCAAGAUGUUUUGUGGAACUAAAAUAGAACAGUUAGCAGUGGCAAACGGGUAGGUUCUCCGAGCCACAUGACAUCAUGAAAAUUAGUGCAAAUGUUUUUAGUUGUAGUAAAAGCCAGAAAUGCCGCUAUAAGAUGCACCUUUAAUUUUGAAUUUAAACCUUAGCGUGUUCGAGGGGUUUCGAUUGACUUGCAACUAACAACAAUUGCGAGAAGACCCAUGAUCGAGUCGGCUGAAAAACUAGCAUCGAGAAAGAAUGGGGUUAGCUAAUAUUUUUCCACUAGCCAUUCUAUACCCAGCUGCCUCAGUAAACGUCUUGGAGAGGCUAUCAAACAAGGCCAAAUCACUUAUUAUCUCGCUAGGUGUUCUUUGGUAAUCUAUAUUCAACACCUGAUGUAUAUUUUUAAGUCGAUACGACCCUGAGUUCUGGUUACAACUUACUCAGUCUAUGUCGACAGUAAUGAUUAAUGGAGCGAACCUUUCCUUCUUUAGCCACCUAUCUUCUCCAUAAACUUUCAUAUACUGCUUGCGAUAUUUCUCGAGUACAAUUUAAUCCCAUACAUUGUUAAGUUUCGCAUAACUAACUGGUCAGAAGUGAUCAUAGUUUUAGCUUGUAGAAAUGAUUGCUACAAAGAUAUGUGUUUCAUCGCGGUUACCUACACCAGCGUAGCGUUAAAAUGUUAGAUGGUUUCUUGAAAACAAGCUAUACUGGCAAAGAAACACUACAAAACAACUAUACUGAAGCAGGUAGAGCAGUAUGCUCUUUUACUAAUAAUAAAUCGCUUGACGUCAAAACACCGCGCCCUUUAGUGAGUCUGUGCCGCUUUCUUAAAUUAUAAGUUGCACUUUUAGCGUGUUCGAGGAGUUCCGGUUGACUUGCAACUACCGACAAUUGCGAGAAGACCAUCGAGUGAAAAAGAGAAAGGCACAAAGGGUUGGCUGACAUUUUUCCACCAGUCAUUCUACCUAACUACCUAAACGUCAAGGAGAGGCUAUCAAACAAGGCCAAACCACGCACUGUCUUGUAUAGACGGUUCUGCGGUAAUCUAUAUAUAUUCAACACCUAAUGUAUAUUUUUAAGUCGAUACGACCCUGAGUUCUGAUUAUAACUUACUUAGUCUAUAUCGGCAGUAAUGAUUAAUGGAGCGAACUUCUCCUUCUUUGGCUACCUCCGUAUCCUCUCCAUAAACUUUCAUAUAACCUCGCGAUAUUUCUCGAGUAUAAUCACAAGCAUUGUUAAGUUUCGCAUGACUUACUGAUUAGAAAUGAUCAUGGUUUACCUUCAAGAAAUGAUUGCUCAAGAGAUGUGUGUUUCAUCGGGGUGAACUACACCCGCGCAAAGUUAAAAUUUUACAUUUUGUCUUGAAAACAACCUAUAUUGGCAAAGAAACACUAGAAAACAACUAUACCGAAGCAGAUGGAGCAGUAUGCUCUUUUAGUAAUAAUAAACCGCUUGACGUCAAAACACCGCGCCCUGUAGUAAGUCUUCGUCAGUAGUCUUUGUUCACCGUUAUUUAUAACUUACGGUAUAUAAACGACAUCAACAUUUAAUUGCUUUACAAUAUUGAGCGAUUCGUCUGAAAGCAGACAGCUAGUGACUAAAGGUGAUUAAGAGAAUAUCAAGUAAGCCGACAUGACAUCACCUUGUUGUUUCACCAAAUUUACCGAACUAUAAUGUUAAAGAAACAUAACGCUAACAGUUAUGAGUGUUUUUGUAAUAUUGGUGCUAGGUUUUUAGCCAGAACUACUGUCACGGCAGAAGGAGUAACAUUGCAACGCGGACAUAAGACCGCCGCCAAAGCUUCUUCAAUCGGAUUAUGCAUUGCAAACUGCCACUCCCAUUUGCAAAACAACUGAGCGGAACAGAAGAACAGAACAAAGGGUUUUUGUAAGGCAACUGAUAUUGAAUGUAAAUAAAUAAAACCCACCCACACUGUGCCGGAGAAAAUUAGUACAUUUCCUGUGAUAAGUUCUUUUUCCGCGUUCUCAAAGCACAAACCCACGAAACAACAGAUGCAGUCUUAUGGAUCACACAAGGCUAGUUAUAACUUAACGUAAUGGAAAAUUAGUAUACCAUGCUCAUUUCUUGAUUAAUCAUAUCGCUCAAACAAGUGGAGUUAUAAUGAACCGAUCGACUCGGAAUUUUCUUUACUUCAGUACAAACUAAUAGCUACAAAACAUUGCGACCGUUCCCACUUUUAUCCUUAAUAGCUCAUUCUCGUAUUGACGCAAUCCCGCUCUUGGCAGCUAGCUAAACUUCAUUUCCUCUACAUUGCCUCUGAACAAUAUCUAAACGACCUCCUCCGAAAUUUUUAUACAAAGUACUAUAAGGCGUGACUUGUAAGCAGACAGCUUAUUAAAAAAGAAUAAAGGAAAAAACAUCCGCUAGGAGAUAUUGUCUUCAUGUGUCAUUAAAAAUCUCACAAUUAACAUUAAACGAAACUUAUGAGGCAAAGUGAGGAGAAUGUACGUUUUGAGCUUAGCCUGGGUGCGCAGUUAUCUCGCUAUACGGGUCUAUUGUUAAAAGUCACCCUGGUGAAUUGAUAUAAUGCUUGCAUAGUGGGUGUGAAGUGACGUCGCCAACGCUUGUUGGAUUAAACAGUAAAACUACAAAAUCAUUGAAGCAAAACACUUAACUGUUAUUUUAUGGUAUAAUACGAAAAAAAUAACACUCUUUUAACCCGUUUAUCUAAACCCUCUCAGCUAUUGACGUGUUUGCUUAAAUAAAGCUGACACUGUAACCUCACAAUAAAAAGAUGGAAUGGCUUAUUGCCAGUUAUGAUUUUCUGUUGAAAACUGUGUUUCGUUGAUUUGAUUGCUUACGUAGUCUCCAGCAUCUCUCGAACCCAAAGUUUCGAUUUCAAAGUCUUUACACAGCCAGGCAAGCAGCCGGCCAAGUUAAAAAGACAAGUUCUGUAUACUGACCAGAAUGAAUUUUGUUUUGAAUGUUGAUUCGCAGAGUUCGAUAGUUCAUCAAGGCAAUAUGGCUGCUGGUCCAAGUCGAUAAGUAUUCCUUCACUUAUCGCAACUUUGCUUGACAAUGUAGUGAUAAAAUAGAAAUAAUACAAGCAAAAACGCAAUCAGCUCAUUCGCCAAUAAGCCGAAAGAGGCCGAAUCAGCAAAGAAGCUAAGAUAUUAAAGUCAAAAAAUAUGUUUAAAUGUUGUUGUUUAUAUAAUGGCCAAUGUUUACAAUAUUUACUUUAUAUAAGCCCAUAGAAAGAUCAUUCACUGAAUAUUCGCGAGACAAUCAGUCUUUCGUUAACGAAUUUAAGGAGGCAAUGACAUUUACUCAAUGCCACCUACUAGUAACUAUGAAAGAAAUUUUCUUUAAAACUGGCUACGUGUUAUAACAGGCCAAAAUAACAGGCCAAGCUUCGACCUUUGAUAAAUUAUUUUCUCUUCUCUAACAUCACGUGCUGCCACAUUCUCGUCAAUAAUCCUAGUUGACGUCGGACGGUUUAAAAUACAUGCAAUGCGGUACUCCAUCCACCACCGCGACCCUUCCAUUAAGAUUUCCUGUGCACUGUGUUUACCGACUCCGACAGACAUUUCUUCUGAAAAGGCAGUUGAAAAAGUGACUUUAUGUCACAGAUUGAUAUAAGGGACAUUGCCCGAAAAUAAUAUAUAAACUGA
Molecule: messenger RNA, 4613 nt
Organism: Orbicella faveolata
Lineage: Eukaryota; Metazoa; Cnidaria; Anthozoa; Scleractinia; Merulinidae
Biological process (GO): regulation of transcription by RNA polymerase II; cell differentiation
Cellular component (GO): nucleus
Molecular function (GO): RNA polymerase II cis-regulatory region sequence-specific DNA binding; DNA-binding transcription factor activity, RNA polymerase II-specific
Source: RefSeq, a predicted model, not a curated record